This is a messenger RNA of Saccharomycopsis crataegensis, 3123 nucleotides long. It is a transcript of the gene TEL2, whose product is annotated as Tel2p. The transcript has a single exon. Gene Ontology annotation, cellular component: cytosol. NCBI's taxonomy places the organism in Eukaryota, Fungi, Ascomycota, Saccharomycetes, Ascoideales, Saccharomycopsidaceae. Gene Ontology annotation, biological process: protein stabilization; telomere maintenance via telomerase. The record is from RefSeq and is a predicted model, not a curated record. The coding region runs from base 1 to 3123 and encodes 1040 amino acids. Gene Ontology annotation, molecular function: telomeric repeat DNA binding; Hsp90 protein binding.
AUGAAACAACUUCUAACAAAGAUAGAAAGACUCAAGUCCCUGCAAGACCUCUCCUCAACUAUAAGACUUUUGAGGUCGCUUAGAAACAAUGCCCUGACUCUUGAGAACUCUGUCAAUAUAAACUUCAAGUUGGUCACGACCUUAUUGAGCCAUACUAUUCCCCAGGUUUAUAUAAUCGACGAUGGCGAACUCAAAAACGAGGACUUAUUGGAGGCAAAUGGGUUGAUUGAAUCAUUAUUAAAUAAUUCUAUCGGGAUCAAUAACCUUGUGGGUCAAAUAUCGAUGUUGAAUCAAAAGAUCACUUCCAACGAACAAAAUGAUGUAAAUCAGUUGAUCCAGUGCUUAAUCAAUAUAUUAUUGAAAUUGAUGUUUGAUUCAGACGAAAAGUUUAUAUGGAAAAUGAUAACUAAUGAUGGAGCACUCUCGAAACCCAUUCAAUUGAAGAAGACAAUCGCAAAUUUCGACACUUUAUUCUUCAAUGGAAAGGUUUUCAAUAUGAUUAGUGAUUAUAAUGAUAAGAUCAAUGAUAAUUUAGCAAAAUUCAUAAACAAAGGAUUGAUAGAGCAGAUAAUGGAGUUUCCAAAGUAUUUGAAUUGGCUAAAUCAUCAAUUUUUCUACUUGAUGCGAAACGUUAAGCUGUUGUCAGAUAUGUCCAGGCUUACUUUCCAUCUAUUGCGUUUUUCGCCAAAAAAUUCACAACUAUUUCUUGAACAAAUAUUAAUAGAUCCAAUUUUUAACCCGACGAAAAGUGAGAGACUUGAUUGUUUCAUCCAAGUUUUUGAUAAAUUUACAAAACUUGAUAAAAUACAGUUCAUCAAUUCAUUCUUGAUCGAUCAGUUUCUAGUUAAAACCUUGCGAUCUUGCUCAAUACAAGAAAUUACAAGUUAUUCAAAGCUUGUUUACUUUACAAAUUACUACUUGACGUUGUUCGGACCAUUGAAUUAUGAAUCUACAAUCACUCACGUCUUGAAGAAAACAUCGACUUGGCCCAAGGGUAUCAUUACGCUACUUCUCCAUUCUAUUGUUCUUUGCAUAAAGUCUGCUUCUUCUUCUAUAGCUGAAUUUUUGGGUCACUUCAAGACCUUUAUUAGUGAUUAUUGGAAUAACAAGCAAUUUGUACGAAACUCUUCAACAGAGAUACAACAAUCAUUUACGAUAUUUUUGGUAAUUUAUAUCAACUACAUUGGCCAAUUAGAGAAAUCAGAGAUUGGCGAAUUUUUGAGCUGUUUGAUGUAUGAUUCCUCUAUCAUUGAGGCAAUGACCAUUCAUUUGGAACUGCCAAUGACUCAGGGAAGAUAUUUGGGUAUUAUAUUUAUGGAAAGACUCUCAGCAUUAGCAAGUAUUAAUAGUAAAGAUGGAUCGGUUGUAACUAAGCUUGAGUUCAAUAUCUCGGAAGCAAAAGAAUUCGAAAAAAAGUUGUUGAAAAUUGAUGAUAAUUUAAAAUUAGAUGAUAUCUGUGGCCAUACCAAAAUUAUGAGUUAUACUUCAGUAGAAUACUUGAAGGCAUGUAUUGAAGACACAUUAAGAAUGAAUGCUAAUAUCCUUGAUACCCCAAGAAAACCUUCUGUGAAUAAACUGUCGUCGCUAAGUGAGAUUAAUAGCCAUUCUAUACAAGUUAUCAAUAAGUUCGAUCAAUUAGCAAUCAAUGAUCACAAUGAUUCUGAUGAUGAAGAUUCUGAUGACGAAGAUCACCAUGAUUCAACAUUGGCAAAACAUAACAAUACUUUACCUUCUACCCCAAUCUAUUUACGUGACUUACAUUCAUACCUUACAUGCCAUUCUAAAGAAGAUCCUUAUCAAAGCUACUUAAAAAGAAAGAUUGGGUUACAAAGCUUCAGCAAAAUUGUGAGAUUGAAACAUGGAUUUGGAGAUGAGUUAAAAUUUUGGAGUGAAAGAUUAGCAAGUGCUAUUUUGAAUUUGAAAGUAGAUGGGCUAACUUCUAAGGGUUCCAAAAGCUCAAUUGAUCAUGAAGGCAUCGAAACUGCGUUAACUAAUAAUUCUGACUUUUCAACUGAUGAAGAAGACGAAGAGGAACAAAUAAGAUAUUUCAAUGAUAUUAAGCUUCAAGCGUUAAUUACCAUUUGUGUGGUAAACCCGUCUAAAAUGCCAACAUAUUUAAUUCAUCAGCUUAUUGCGGGUGAUUUUUCUAUUCACGAUCGACUAAUGAUAAUUAACUCAAUCGGAUUAUCAGCCAGAGAGUUGAAAGGUUAUAAAGACAAAGUAAACUAUGACAACGUUAUAUUGCAAGAGAGGUUGAAAGCGAAAAGCUUGUUGAAUAGUGGUAAAACAAUACCAGGUAGAAAACUUAAUGGGGCAGGGCAUCUGAAAUUUCUUGUUCUCGAUGAAAAUUACGGUCAUCAAAUUGGCAGUCAGGGUCCAUUGAGCUUACAGGUUGAGGCACAUAGAAUGGACAAUAUCACAUCACAAAUUAGUAAGGUUGCAAACCGUAAGAGUAAAGAAUUAAUUGACGACAAGUUGAUUCAAACGGACCAAGGAAAAGUUGUGAAAAUUUCACAACGACUACUCAAACAACGUGCAUCGAAACAAAACGAGAAUAAUUCUUUAUCAGGGGUCUCUAAUGUUGAUGAUGGGGAUAAUUAUUCCACAAAUUGUUAUGCAUACUUCAUUGGACCAUUCUUGACCGUUUGGUACCACUUACAAGGAAAUAUGCGAUCACUUGGAAAUUAUUCUAAUACCAUUAUCACUAAUUAUCUUAAGAACUUGACUGUUUUGGUACAUUGUGCAUAUCCGACUUGUAUCAAUUUGGUUGAAAUAAUUGGUGAGAUUUUUGAAGUUUUAACAAGUUUGAAGAGUGUGUUAUCACUGUUGAUUUCAAAUAAUUCUCUUGAAGAUGUUUCGUUGGGGGAAAUCAGUGCCAUACUUGAAUGCCAGCUCUAUUUGCUUUUGGUUAUUUUAAACUCAACGAACCCAGUAUUGUUGAUAUCGCAAUUUCAAAGCCAAAUCGUCGAUUGGUUUAGUUGGUUGAAUUACAUGUUUGAUAACUAUUCAAACAUAUUCGGGGAGGGCGAAAUGUUCAAAAAUGGGAAAUCAUUAACAGCCAAUUGCUUAUUGCAAAUCAACGAAAUAUUAGAAGACCAGUUUGGGGAUUUGAAUAACGCCUAA